GUGGGCACUGACGUACUUAUCUUCACAGACUCGAACUCAACUCUCGAUACUCUUAAAGGACAGGAAGUAUGGUCCAGACGUCUGCUAAAGUUCCUUGCGUGCUUAGAGCAAGAGAAAAAGAAUAGAACUGAUCAACAGCAUAGCUGUGUGGCUGUGUUGCUCUAACAACCAAAUAGAUGAAGUCUGAGGAAGGAGUUAGCAGGUCAACGGAAGACCAAAAUGUUUUUCAAGGCAUUGUUUACGAAAUGUUUAUCUUUUCUUUAUUUAUCUAGACAUUCUAUAUCAAUGCUAAUCUAGACAUUCUUUGUUUCUGUAGACAUUCUAUGUAAAAUGUUUAUCUAGACAUUCUUUUAUUCAAGUAAGUCUAGACAUUCUUUGUGAAAUGUUUUUCAAGAAAUGACAUAAUCAAAUGUUCAACUUUCCGGUCACCCGAUACUAAUUACAUUUCACGAGUCUGUGGUAUUAUCGAUUACAGCUACGGUUAAUGAUACUGUCAAUAGCACCGAAUAAUGCGUUAAUUUAUAGCAUCGAGGGUAUAUAUAAAAUAUAGGCAGACGGUAAGAAUACAAGUUACCAGCUCAAGAAACAUCUCUCUGGAACUUGAUUCAUUUACAUUUUUUGGGUUAAAAUUCAAUACGAAAAAUGUUAUUUUUAGCCCUAACGAAUUUGAUUUUCAGCAUUUUGACAACUGAACUCGCUUCAUUGCAAGUGAAUGGCACUAUCAAGAUGGAGAACACGACGGGCUGGUCAUCUGUGUCCAGUGGUGACGUCGUCUUGUUUACUUUCACCAGCAAGAUAGACCUAACAUACGACAGUGAGAACUUUUUGAUCCUCAUUGAUGGCGACACUGUGGAGUUCUACAACGACACAUCCAUUGAAAGUGUGGAUUGGACUCUGUCCGGUGAAGAUGGCAGUACAACAAUCACACAAAACACAACCACAGUGCCUUUUGAAGAACACCUGAAACCAAUGUCUAUAAUUGAUGAUGUCCAGCCAGUCUUCAUUCUUAAUUUUACACUUGGCAUUAAAUCGGGGAUGUGGUCACUCACAGGAAAACAUAGGAUGACCAUCAAAGAUGAUGUCAGUCCAGGGAGUCUCGUGCGGUGCGUCAUGACUUUCCUGUCAUCCAGCAGUCCUUACAAUGUGACUUCCAGGACCCUGACAUCCAAUUACCAGGUGGUGCCACACGCUGAAGUCACUGUGGAGAACAGGUCGGCACUCACACAGCCUAUCAUGGGUAUCUUUUCCACCUAUGUUACUCUGAACUCUGGGCGUGACCUUAUCGGCAGCACCGUGGAGUGCUUCACCCCACCUGAGAUGUCAUCCAAAGAGGUCAGACUGACCGUGCAACUAAUAUCGGUUAUUAUCAACAGUACAUUUGGGGUGACAAGCAACACUCUGGAAAUGUUGGAUUCCUUGACCGGCUCCAAGAUCUCGUCUCUCUCCUCCUAUCAAAACAACAUUGGUAUCCUAGAACUGCCCCCUGUCCCGAUGUCCAACAACUCCAACCAACUUGUCUUGACCUCAAUGUUCAGUGUCCGAGUUGAGGACUACAGCCAGCUUCAGAAUGGCGACCAUUGGCCAAUUAGCAUGGGCGUGUCCUUUAACGACAACGUAAUGUGGGUCUCGGAAGUAGAUGUGAGUAUUGACGCCCCUGAAAUAAGAUUGCCAUCGUUAGCGGUCAGCAUUCAACAGCUCGGACAAUGUGCGUAUGAUAGCAGCACUACAGCCACUGUGCAGGUUGUAGUCUAUCAUUCCUCUCUGUCUACUGCCACGGCGUACAACGUCACAGUGAACGUCUAUUUACCAGACAACAUGCUCAUGAAAACACAAACCUAUACGGAGCCACGAGAAAAUAGUAUUACAGUAGCACAGUCAGAAACUGUAGUGACUGCUGAGAUUACAAGGUUGACCUUUAGUGACCCAUUUGUACUUAAGAUGACCCUUAACCUUGACCUGUCAGCUCUUGAGGUCCUGGAGGCGUCAAAUCGCAUCAUAACCGCUGAAACCAUUUACAACGACCGGUGGAACAAUGUGACGGACCUUAUGGCCAAUACGGCCUAUCUCUCUGUGCAGGCCAAUAAAAUAUGUUCCAAACCGGUCACUUGGACCAACUCUAGCACUUGUCAGUGUAGCCACAACUCCACUCUUUACAACUGUGGAUGCUGUCUUCGGGGCGCCUGUCCCUGCGGGGAAAUCCGCCCAUCUGCCUGUUCUCCUUGCGAUGAGAUGUGGCGUUGUGUUCCUUACAAAAAAGAAUUUGAGAAAGUUUCAUUUUUAUCCAACAACACACUGUGUGAUGCAUUCAACAGAAGAAGAGGCGGCGCUUCUGGGGUAUCUUGUCAUACAAUUUUGUCGACCAAUCCACUCAGAUAUUUAGAGAUAAGCCCCAGAGUAAGUGUGAUCACGGGAAGUGACAUCAUAACUGGUAAUCUUCUCGGUGUCGCCAACAAUGGACUAGCUUACGUCAUUAGCCAGGACUUAGGCGUCACGUGGUCUUCCAUAUUGGAUCAGGAUUAUCAACAAAUAACAAAGAACGAAAGCUUUGUUUGGGCAAGUUUCUCGUGAUCAUUACAUACAGCCACGAAAUAGUUCAGCUGAUCUGGGAAAGGGAAGUAAUUUGUUUCUAAAGAUUUGUGCGAGAUACCACUGGAGAUUUAGUUUGAAACAAAUACAAAUUGUAAAACGUU
This is a messenger RNA of Biomphalaria glabrata, 2690 nucleotides long. RefSeq lists its product as uncharacterized. The record is from RefSeq and is a predicted model, not a curated record. Lineage: Eukaryota; Metazoa; Mollusca; Gastropoda; Planorbidae. Bases 643 to 2568 code for a protein of 641 amino acids. The transcript is spliced from 14 exons.